UCGCGUCCCGCGCACGCCGCCGCCGAACUUUUCAUUCACCGGGGAAAAAAGUGUGGCAAGGCCGCUGUGACGUCACCGCGUCAAGUGGCCACGCGCGCGUUCCCUAGCAACGUGACGUCUCGUCAUUAGCCCUUCGCGGGAACUUGAUAAGGAGUGCGUGAACGUUGUGCGGCCGAGUAUGUUUGCGGUGAGUGACAAUGUAUCGGCGCUGCGGUGGAGUUCGACAGUGUGGAGUGGCGAGUGACAUGUAGCGCAGCGGGACACGGUGGACUUGAUGUGCAGCACGCAGCGCUCGCGGGUGUCGAGGAUGCACCUGACGGGCGCCACAAGCGGCGCCGUGUCGCCCGAUACCAGCUCUACGCUGCUCCAUGAGACGUACACCAAGAUGACGUCGGAUAUCCUCGCCGAGCGAACGCUGGGGGACUUCCUUUCGGAGCACCCUGGCGAGCUGGUGAGGACGGGAAGUCCUCACUUUGUGUGUACUGUGUUGCCGCCGCAUUGGAGAUCAAACAAGACGUUACCAGUGGCCUUUAAAGUGGUCGCGUUAGGGGACGUCGGCGAUGGAACGUUGGUGACGGUGCGGGCUGGCAACGACGAGAACUGCUGUGCGGAGCUGCGCAAUUGUUCGGCGGUGAUGAAAAACCAGGUGGCGAAGUUCAAUGAUCUGAGGUUCGUCGGACGGAGCGGUCGCGGUAAAUCGUUUACACUAACUAUAACGAUAUCGACGUCGCCGCCGCAAGUAACUACCUACAACAAAGCCAUCAAAGUCACUGUCGACGGACCCCGGGAGCCCCGCUCUAAAACCAUGUUGUCUCUCCUAGGGCAGCAGCAGCAGUUCCACUUCGCGUUUGGCCAGCGACCGUUCCCGUUUCCACCGGACCCACUGGGCGGGUUUCGUAUGCCGCCCAUCACAACUUGUCAGAACAUGAGCCAGUUCGGCCUCAGCUCGAGCAACUCACACUGGGGCUACGGCGGCGCGGGCGCAUAUCCCGCGUACUUGCCAUCGUGCGCUGCACCCGCUGCCUCACAGUUCAACCCUCCGGCGCUCGGAUUUGCCGGCACAGUGCCUGAACAGACACCUACGCAGGACUUUACAGCUAACAAUACUGUUCUCCCGGACACGACUGGUGUCGACCUGGACCAGCAACUCUCCGGGUUAGUGGGCUCGUCACCAUCGCACCACGGCAGUCUCAUCCCUCGCUACAACAACAACACGGACUACAGUCUUUCAACUGGCCCUAGGUCUCUAAGCGACAAUAGCUCACAACCCGAAUCACCAGUGCAGGACGAUCUCCUAACUUCUAAUACUACUACAAACGUCGGACACAAUAACACGAAUACUUCCAACUUUCCGUCCCUAAUGGGCUCUCAAAACUCCUCGUAUGGAAGUAGUAAUUGCAACAAUUCUCUGUACCCCGUGUUGCCGGCGAGUUUGCUCUACAGCCAGCUUUACACGGCAGCAAAUCAGACGCAUAAUUUCCACCCGCUGCAUUCGAAUACUAUACACUCGACGCAGAACCAUCAUAACGAAUUACAGACAAUGAUGGAUCAAAUAUCUUCGACUACUAACAAUCAUCGGCAGCAUAAUCACAGCAAUCAUGGUCAAGGGGACUUGCUGCUCGGUGGGGGAAACUCAUGCGCGGCUGCAGCAGCUAGAAGUGAAGAUGUGAGGGUUAAUAACCUUGGCCAAAGAGGCAAUCCUCAACCAGACAGUAAUACUGUAUGGCGGCCAUACUAAAACCAGUGCGACGCUGCUUUUUCUCAGGUGAUGUUCUAAUCGAAAACAUUUUAUGUGUUGUGAUUCAAGUGUAAUUAGUGAAGAAAAGUUGCGUCGAUACCUCAAAGUACUUUUGUAUAGUUUACAGUAGAUAUUUAAGUAUUUAAGUAAUGUGAAAAAUGUCAUAUUGUUUUCGUUACCGUGCAAUCACACCUUAUAAUAAUUACGACGAUGUUGUACCAGCUACAUCACUUAGGUAAGUAUUAAAUAAUAUUGCAACGAGAUAGAUUUUUGAUUAAUGUUAUUAUUAAAAUUAAAAAUACUUUAAACUUUCGGGUUAUUUAGUGAAAAUUGUACAUUAAUGUCGUGGUUUUUCUAAAAUUCGCUCCCGUCCUGAGAAUAUACGAUUUUUGUGUUUUCGAAUAAUACCUGAAGAAUUGUGUUGUAUUGUUUUUAAAUUACAUUUUAGAAAACGAAUUGGUCACACGCUAGAUAUGUGAAUGGAAGCAGGUGAAAACUGUAUUUUUGUAAUUUUGUUGUUAUCACUAUGUAUUGAUAAUUAAUUAACCG
Messenger RNA from Hyposmocoma kahamanoa, 2287 nucleotides. It is a transcript of the gene RunxA, whose product is annotated as runt-related transcription factor 3. The transcript is spliced from 5 exons. Gene Ontology annotation, molecular function: ATP binding; RNA polymerase II cis-regulatory region sequence-specific DNA binding; DNA-binding transcription factor activity, RNA polymerase II-specific. The record is from RefSeq and is a predicted model, not a curated record. Gene Ontology annotation, biological process: regulation of DNA-templated transcription. NCBI's taxonomy places the organism in Eukaryota, Metazoa, Arthropoda, Insecta, Lepidoptera, Cosmopterigidae. Bases 275 to 1738 code for a protein of 487 amino acids. Gene Ontology annotation, cellular component: nucleus.